GUCCGAUUGCAAAAUAGAAUAUCGAUUAAGGAGUAAACCGGAAUAAGAGUAACGGAAUAUACUUGACAGACCUCUCUCAGUAGAAGAAUCACUGAGAAACUUUCACUUCUUCUUCGUCUCCGUAGUUUCAGUUUCGAUCUGUAAAGUUUCAAACUUGUGGUCGAAUUUUUAAAUGGGAAGUGGAAGAGAUAGAGACGACCCUUUAUCCUUCACCAGCAAUCCAUCUACGGCGUCGUCUCCAGUCACUGUAUCUGACUAUCUCGACAACUUUCUCGGCGAACCCACUUCUCGCUCCGGUAGUUUUCAAAGCGAGAGCUUACUCGGUGGAGGCGGUGGAGAAAGCAUCAACGACGCUGAUUUUGGAUUCGCUCGUCCUGAUUUCCGAUCGGAACAACUAGCUGGAACCGUACAGUUUUACGAGAGGCAUGUCUUCUUGUGCUACAAAAAGCCAUCUGUUUGGCCCGCAAGGAUCGAGGCUGCUGAGUUCGAUCGAUUGCCUAGGCUACUCUCUGCUGCUGUAUCGGCCAGAAAGGGUAGCAUGAAGAAGGAGACUCGACUCACAAUAUGUGAGGGGCAUGAUGGAACAGAGACAUCCAAUGGUGAUGUACUUAUUUUUCCUGAUAUGAUCAGAUACAGGAGAUUGACUCACUUUGAUGUGGAGACCUUUGUGGAAGAGGUGCUUGUGAAGGAUGGUGAAUGGCUGCCUGGAAAUCCUGAAUUGCUGAAAGGCUCAUAUGUCUUUGUAUGUUCCCAUGGAUCCCGAGACCGGCGAUGUGGGGUUUGUGGGCCGUCGCUAGUUAGUAGAUUCAGAGAAGAACUUGAGUUCCAUGGUCUUCAAGGUAAAGUGUCAAUUAGCCCAUGUUCUCACAUAGGUGGUCACAAAUACGCUGGGAAUGUUAUCAUCUACCGAUCAAACAUCAACAGGGAAGUCACAGGACACUGGUAUGGGUAUGUGACCCCAGAAGAUGUACCUAUUCUUUUGGAGCAGCACAUCAACAAAGGCGAGAUUGUAGACCGGCUAUGGAGGGGUGAAAUGGGUCUAUCAGAAGAAGAUCAGAAGAAAACUCAAGAAGGGCGAUUUCAGCUAAAUGGUACAGUCCAUUCCGUAAAGAUCAAUGGGAAAGUGAGUCAAGAAUCAUCGGUUCACAACGCCGAUGUUUCCUGUUGCCAGUCACGAGCUGCAGAACCUAAUGGUUGUUGCCAACAAAAUGGGAACAGCUCUUCAUGUUGUCAAGACGACACUACUCUGAUGUUGUCACUGGGAACAUCAGAAGAUAAUCAACUUGAAAGUGAAAACAACACUGAGAAGCUGACACCAGGAAGAAAAAUUGCAGAAAAGACUUUCUUUAGAAUUAAUAGUGACAAAGGAUCUUCGACACGUAAGGUUUGCGGAAUACCAACAUGGUUAGAGAGCUGGGAGCGAGAAGAUACUUAUGCUGCUCUUGCUGUUGUCUGUGCUGCUGCUUCCGUGGCUGUUGCCUAUACUUGCUACAAACAGUUGUAACGAAGAAAUUUGUAGCCCUAAGAUGAUUGUGUAUUGUGUUCUUAUAAGACAUUGUGAUUUUGUUUCUGCUUUCAAACUACAUUUUCCUUUCGAUUUAAAGGAGGGUUCUUGUCAGAACUGUUUGAUGAUAUGUAUCCUGUUAACUCUGCUUCUGCUUCUCAAGAUUCUUAGAACCGAGUGUUAUUGCUAAAAUAUCUCAGCUUUCGCAAUUUCUGAUUUAGAAAAGUAGCUUAGGGCUUUUAAGCUUCUUUGCGUUGCAGGUAAUCACAAAACCAUCUCAGCGUGAACUCUCAAGAAUGGCAUUGACAAAGAAUUAAAAAGAGUUAUCACAUUUUCAAAAUACUAAACGUAUUUGCAGAUCGCCAAGAACAAAUUGAUAAAUCUAAUGGCAGUUUUCUUGCUGAAAUAUGUCAAAAGAAAUCGAACUCCAGAUAAUUACUCUGGUCAGACUUGACACUAGUAGAUGUGGCUGCUGCUGGAGUAGCAGGCGCACUCUCAUAAUCAACCGGUUUUGGUAUCUCUGGUGGGCUAGCGCAUCGAACCAAUGCCCAAUUCACUCCUUCAAAGAAA
This is a messenger RNA of Arabidopsis thaliana (thale cress), 2074 nucleotides long. RefSeq names its product Sucrase/ferredoxin-like family protein. The transcript is spliced from 5 exons. NCBI's taxonomy places the organism in Eukaryota, Viridiplantae, Streptophyta, Magnoliopsida, Brassicales, Brassicaceae. The record is from RefSeq and is marked reviewed. Bases 173 to 1504 code for a protein of 443 amino acids.